Molecule: messenger RNA, 1360 nt
Organism: Morus notabilis
Lineage: Eukaryota; Viridiplantae; Streptophyta; Magnoliopsida; Rosales; Moraceae
Exons: 1
Coding region: 215-1246 (343 amino acids)
Biological process (GO): translation
Cellular component (GO): ribosome
Molecular function (GO): 5S rRNA binding; structural constituent of ribosome
Source: RefSeq, a predicted model, not a curated record
AAUCCAGAAGGUAUUAUUGUUAGCGACUUUGAACUUAAAUUUGUGUAAGCUUGAACAUGAGAAGUGACAGAAAGUGAAUUUUGCAUACAAAAUGUUUGACGAUUUGGCCAAGAGAAGUUCUUUCUCAAACUGAAACAGUUUAGCAUUAUUGAAACUUGAUCUAAUUCUUCUCCAGUUUACUUGCUUAUUUUGGUGGUGUGAUCACUCUGUCUUAAUGAUGUUCUUAAGGAGAGGGAUCAGUUUUGCAUUGAAAGUGAAACCCCAUUUCCAGUCAAGUUAUUGCGGUUUUUGCUCGAAAGCCAUUCCGUCAUCAGUUUUCGAUAAGGAAAAUGAUUCUGUUACUAAUUAUUCUAGUAACCUUCAUCUUUCUCCACUGUUCCCUGAUGCUAAACCUUCUCAUUUGAGUGGUUAUGAUAUUGAGUUGGUGGACAAUGAUGCUUGGCAACUUUCAUCCGGUUUGGCUCAAGCGUGGCGCGAAGAAACGAGUUCUUUGUUGAAGAAAGAGAUUGCUGAUUCAGUCGAUAAUAAUGGUUCUCAACUGGGUAAGGGAGACCCGGAUUUUGAUGACAUUGAUAAUAUGAGAAUUCAUGGCAACCUUUUCUACAAGAUUGACCGCGAUUCCAAGGAGUAUGAAGAGUACAGCUUCGACUUUCAUCGCAGGAAGAAACCUUCCCAAAAAAAGAAUGAUCCUGAGGAAAGCAAGAGGAAGCAGAAUGAUUCAAAUGAAGCAAAAAGGGACAGCCCCUCUGUUACUGCAGCCUCCACAGGUGAAAAACUCCCUAAAGUCGCGAAUGAAAAAUGUGGUUUGAUGUCUCCAUUAGGCAAAACGGACAGUUCUUCUGUUGGGAAGAAGAAGCUGAGGACUCCCACUUUUAAUCAGCUUACUGGUCCUUACCAUGAACCAUUCUGCUUGGACAUUUACAUAUCAAAAGCUUCUGUCCGUGCCUGCAUUGUUCACCGAGUAACGAGCAAGGUUGUGGCUGUGGCGCAUUCGAUCUCAAAGGACAUGAAGUUUGACCUGGCUUCGACUAGAAAUUUAGCAGCUUGUGAGGCUGUGGGCUCGGUUCUGGCUCAGAGAGCCUUGGCUGAUGACAUUCAUGAUGUGGUCUACACACCAAGAAAAGGGGAAAGAUUGGAGGGCAAGCUUCAGGUUGUGCUUCAGUCCAUCAUUGAUAAUGGAAUCAACAUGAAGGUGAAGAUUAAGCAACGAAGACAGAAGAAAUCGGGUCCCCGAUAUAUGGCCUGAAAAGAUGUUUUCCUCUGAAUAUGAAGUACCCUAAAAAGAACUACUGUUCUCAUUAUAGCGGGUGGAUGUUUGUCAGAAGAUCAUCUAGCUUUGUUCCACAAUUAAGUGAAUAAA